AAGUCCGCCGUGGCCGAGCGAUCAGGUGCAAUCAGCAGAGUCAGCUGCAGAGCGAAGUUUCGCCAAGUCUUCCUUGUAUUUUCGUAACGUGGUGAAGAAAGCGAAAGAGAAGUACUAAGAAAAAUGCCGCGACGUGGACGAGCCGCCGCCCCUCCGCCGAGAACGGUCAGAAGGGCUUCUGCCCCCGCGCCUGCCCCAGCCCCGUCUCGAUUGCCAGCCCAGGCCCAGGCCCCACCGGCGUCACCCAUGGUCGCCCAGCCGCAGCAGCCGUCCCUCAUGGGCCAGAUGGCCGCCACCGCUGGCGGUGUUGCUAUAGGAUCCGCCGUGGGACACACCAUCGGUCAUGCCAUGACUGGACUCUUCAGCGGAGGCGGCGAGACCGCUGUUGCUGCUCCCGCAGAGGCGCCGCAGACAUUUGCCCAGAGUGCUCCUGCGGCACCGGCCACCGGCACCUGUUCCUGGGAGAUGAAGCAGUUCUUGGAAUGCGCUCAGAACCAGUCCGACCUGAGCCUCUGCGAAGGCUUCAACGAGGCGCUCCGUCAAUGCAAGAUGGCCAACAAUAUUAUGUAAAUUGAGAUGGGGCAGAUCUAGAAAUCUCUAGGCAAAACUAUGAAGUACGUGCUGUAUGAUCCUAUAGACCGUUUAACGAAAUUUUGGUUUAUUUUUACUGUUGUUACACACUGAUAUUGUGAGGUAAAAUAGUCCCAAAUAGAUCCACACAUGUUUUAGAAGAAUAAAUUUGUUUGUUUAAA
Temnothorax curvispinosus is the source of this 752-nucleotide messenger RNA. It is a transcript of the gene Chchd2, whose product is annotated as coiled-coil-helix-coiled-coil-helix domain-containing protein 2. The coding region runs from base 124 to 570 and encodes 148 amino acids. Gene Ontology annotation, cellular component: nucleus; mitochondrion. The transcript has 3 exons. NCBI's taxonomy places the organism in Eukaryota, Metazoa, Arthropoda, Insecta, Hymenoptera, Formicidae. Gene Ontology annotation, biological process: mitochondrion organization. The record is from RefSeq and is a predicted model, not a curated record.